Messenger RNA from Corvus hawaiiensis (hawaiian crow), 8588 nucleotides. RefSeq names its product pecanex 1 (gene PCNX1). Lineage: Eukaryota; Metazoa; Chordata; Aves; Passeriformes; Corvidae. The record is from RefSeq and is a predicted model, not a curated record. Gene Ontology annotation, cellular component: membrane. The coding region runs from base 110 to 7141 and encodes 2343 amino acids. The transcript is spliced from 36 exons.
GGGCGGCGGCGGCGGCGGUUGCGGCUGUCGCGGAGCGCGGGCGGUGCGCGGCUCUGCCCGGGCUCGCAGGGCGGAUAGAGCGGGGCCGGCGCGGCGGAGCGGGGCCGCCAUGGGCUCCCAGGUGCUGCAGAUCCUGCGCCAGGGCGUGUGGGCGGCGCUGAGCGGCGGCUGGUACCAGGACCCGCACCAGGGCGCGGGGGUCAACGCGCUGCACCUCUACCUGUGGCUCUUCCUGCUCGGCUUCCCCUUCACCCUGUACAUGGCUCUUCCUUCUUCCAUGAUGAUAGUAGCUGUCUACUGCCCCGUGAUUGCAGCUCUCUUUAUCGUUUUGAAGAUGGUGAAUUACCGUUUGCACAGGGCACUGGAUGAGGGAGAAAUUGUGGAGAGGAAUGCCAGUGAGCAUAUGGACAGAGGUGCAAAAACAGAACAAAGCAAUGUUUCAGCCAAGAGGAAAGACAGCAAUGGGCCCAGUGACCCUGGUGGAGGGAUUGAGAUGUCAGAGUUCAUACGAGAAGCAACUCCCCCUGUUGGCUGUAGUUCACGCAAUUCUUAUGCUGGGAUAGAUCCAAACAACCAGGUUGGAUCUGGGUUAUCUCGUCUGGGAACAGCAGCAACCAUCAAAGGUGAUACUGACACUGCCAAGACCUCUGAUGAUAUCAGUUUGAGUCUUGGCCAGAGUUCUAGCCUAUGUAAAGAAGGGAGUGAAGAACAAGAUUUGGCGACUGAUCGGAAGCUUUUUCGUCUGGUGUCGAACGACUCGUUUGUCUCCAUCCAACCUUCAUUGUCCUCUGGACAGGAUUUGCCAAGGGACAACAGUGACAAAGUGUGCCUCUCGAACAACCAGCUUGUGGACCAGUCUAAAAACAGUGCAUGUGACACAGAAGUAGCUUCGCUUGUAACUCUGCAUUCUCACUCCUAUAGGAAGGAUCAUAGACCACGAGGUGUACCAAGGACUUCUAGCUCUGCUGUUGCUUUUCCAGAUGCUUCACUAAAUGACUUCCCCCUCUAUCAGCAAAAACGAGGACUAGAUCCUGUCAGUGAGUUAGAAGCUUCCAAGCCCCCUUCUGGAUCCCGAGAGUCUUUGGGUGAGAACUCUUGCAUUUCAGGAGUUUUUCAAUUAGAUGACAUUCUGAAAAGUAGCAGCCCUCAACCAUUGACUAAGAGUGGGAAGAGCAAAUCCUUGAAAGCCGACAAAAGUAUGGACAGUCUGAGAAGCCUGAGUACUAGAAGCAGUGGUUCAACAGAAAGCUACUGCAGUGGGACUGAUCGUGACACCAACAGUACCAUCAGUAGCUAUAAAAGUGAACAUACUAGCUCAACGCAUAUAGAAAGUGUAUUAUCAGAGCACGAGGAGGAGUCUCCUAGAGAAGAGAAAAAGGAUGGUAAGAAAAAAGACUGUGGUGUCGACUCAGAGGAUGACAGUAGUUCUACUACUGACAAAAGGACUAGUAGCGAAAGGACUGCUGUGGAAGUGAGCCCUCUGGGUGGUGUUCAAGAGGUAAAGGGUUCUAAUGCAUCUGAUGAGAUGCUCAGCCAGAAAGGUCUUGGUGCCUCUGCUUCAGAAGAGGCCAAUAAGAACCCACAUGCCAAUGAAUUAACUACACAAGCUGACAGGCCGCUUGGGAAGGCUGCUGAACAGAGAGAGGAGCAGAGUGAGAAACUAGCUGUGUUAGUAGAUUCAAGAGCUUCUAAAGAAACUAGUGGAAAACAAAAAGAAGGAGAUGUUCGACCAAAAUCUUCUAGUUUAAUACAUCGAACAGCCUCUACCCACAAGUCCAGCCGGAGAAGGACAGGAAAAAAGCGGGCUAGUAGUUUUGAUUCAAGUCGGCACAGGGAAUAUGUUUCCUUCCGAGGUGUAUCUGGUACUAAACCUCACAGUGCUGUGUUUUGUCAUGAUGAGGACUCCAGUGAUCAAAGUGACUUGAGCAGGACAUCAAGCAUGCAGUCAGCUCACCAGUUCAGCAGUGAUAGCUCUUCCAGCACCACCUCCCAUUCAUGCCAGUCUCCUGAGGGAAAAUACAGUGCUUUAAAGACCAAAUACGUUUCUAAAGAACGUGGGGGCACAGACUCUGAAAAUGCUCACAAAACCCACGUAAGCUCUGAAGGAAUUAGCAAAAAAAGAUCUACACGACGGACUUCUAGCACAAACAGUGCCAAGAAUCGUGCCAGAGUGUUAAGCCUGGACAGUGGUACUGUAGCUUGUUUAAAUGACCCAAAUAGUUUAAUGGCACCAGGUAACAUAAAACAGUUAACCACUUCAAAAUCUGAUUUGGAAGCCAAAGAAGGAGAGGUGCUAGAUGAGCUAUCUCUGUUGGGAAGGGCUUCACACUUAGAGUCAGUCACUCGUUCUAGGAAUAGCUUACCAAGCCAGGCUACAUUUCCUGAAGGGGAAGAGCAAGAGUCAGCAAGUGGAGCAGCACAAGCCAGCGAGGAGACAGUGACAUUUCGCCGUGAACGCAGCACAUUUAGGCGUCAGGCAGUACGACGCCGGCACAAUGCAGGGAGUAACCCUACCCCUCCUACAUUGCUCAUCGGAUCACCCCUCAGCCUUCAAGAUGGUCAGCAAGGCCAGCAGUGCUCCUCCCAGGUCAGAGUGCAGUCCCGCCCCCCUUCCCAGGCAGCUGUGCCCGGUGCUAGCGCCUCCUUGCUGGUGAGAAAUGGGAGUGUCCACUUAGAAGCAUCACAUGCCACUGCAUCUGCUGUAGGCGGUAGCAGUUUGCACGAUGAACUUGGUAAGUUCAGUUCUACGCUCUACGAGACAGGGGGCUGCGACAUGUCACUUGUGAACUUUGAGCCAGCUGCAAGAAGAGCGUCUAACAUCUGUGACACGGACUCUCACGUAUCGAGUUCUACCUCAGUUCGCUUUUAUCCACAUGAUCUACUUUCUCUUCCUCAGAUCAGGUUGAACAGGCUGCUAACAAUGGAUACAGAUCUGCUGGAGCAGCAAGAUAUUGACCUGAGCCCUGACCUUCAGGACCACAUGCAACCUCAAGAGGAAGCAGCUCAAAAAGUCAAGCAGUACUAUCGCUUUUGGAUCCUACCUAAGAUUUGGAUUAGCAUCAAUUUUGAUAGAUUAACUCUUCUGGCUUUAUUUGAUAGGAAUCGUGAGAUCCUUGAAAAUGUAUUAGCUGUCAUCCUAGCUAUUCUAGUUGCAUUUCUGGGCUCUGUACUUCUUAUAGAGGGCUUUUUCAAGGAUAUUUGGGUCUUCCAGUUCUGCCUGGUAAUAGCCAGUUGCCAGUACUCGCUGUUGAAGAGCGUUCAGCCAGAUUCUUCUUCCCCUCGACAUGGUCACAAUCGUAUCAUAGCCUAUAGUAGGCCUGUAUAUUUCUGUUUAUGUUGUGGUCUUAUUUGGCUGUUGGAUUAUGGCAGCAGAAACAUAUCUACAACAAGAUUCAGGUUGUAUGGAAUGGCUUUCACCAACCCAUUGCUGCUGCUGUCAGCCAGGGACUUAGUUAUAGUGUUUACACUAUGUUUCCCUAUAGUAUUCUUCAUUGGUCUCCUGCCUCAGGUGAAUACAUUUGUGAUGUAUCUCUGUGAACAGCUGGACAUUCAUGUCUUUGGUGGCAAUGCUACCACAAGCCUGCUUGCAGCACUUUACAGUUUUAUCUGUAGUAUUGUGGCAGUAGCAUUGUUGUAUGGACUGUGCUAUGGUGCCCUGAAGGAUUCCUGGGAUGGGCAGCAUAUUCCAGUUCUUUUCUCCAUAUUUUGUGGUUUGUUAGUGGCAGUAUCGUAUCAUCUCAGCAGACAAAGCAGUGACCCUUCUGUACUUUUCUCUUUAGUGCAAUCAAAAUUUUUUCCUAAUUCUGAAGACAAAAACCCUGAGGAUCCUCUGUCUGAAGUAAAAGAUCCUUUACCUGAGAAGCUUAGAAAUUCUGUGAGUGAACGAUUGCAGUCUGACCUGAUUGUGUGUAUAGUCAUUGGUGUCCUCUAUUUUGCAAUUCAUGUCAGUACAGUAUUUACAGUUUUACAGCCUAUUUUAAGUUAUGUUCUCUAUGCAUUGGUGGGUACGGUAGGCUUUGUGACCCAUUAUGUUCUGCCUCAACUCCGAAAGCAGCUUCCUUGGCACUGCUUUUCUCACCCGCUGCUGAAAACCAAGGAAUACCAUCAGUUUGAAGUCCGGAAUGCUGCGCAUGUUAUGUGGUUUGAGAAACUUCACAUUUGGCUCCUUUUUGUAGAGAAGAAUGUUAUCUAUCCACUGAUAGUCCUCAAUGAGCUUAGUAGCAGCGCUAAGAAUAUUGCUAGUCCAAAGAAACUGGAUACUGAGUUGGGUGCUUUAAUGAUCACAAUAGCUGGCUUGAAGUUACUGCGUUCAUCAUUCAGUAGCCCAACGUGCCAGUAUGUCACUGUUAUUUUCACAGUGCUCUUCUUUACUUUUGAUUACAAAAGUUUUACUGAGACCAUGCUGCUAGAUCUCUUCUUCAUGUCCAUACUCUUCAGCAAGCUUUGGGAACUCUUUUAUAAAUUGAGAUUUGUAUAUACCUACAUUGCUCCCUGGCAGAUCACAUGGGGGUCUGCCUUCCAUGCUUUUGCCCAGCCCUUUGCUGUGCCACAUUCUGCCAUGUUGUUUGUCCAAGCAGCUGUGUCAGCUUUCUUCUCUACUCCACUGAAUCCUUUUCUGGGAAGUGCAAUAUUCAUCACUUCAUAUGCCAGGCCUGUCAAAUUCUGGGAAAGAGACUACAACACAAAACGUGUGGAUCAUUCAAAUACUAGACUGGCUUCACAGCUUGAUCGGAAUCCAGGUUCAGAUGAUAACAACCUGAAUUCUAUCUUCUAUGAACAUUUAACUCGUUCCCUUCAGCACAGCUUAUGUGGAGAUUUGUUGUUGGGUCGCUGGGGAAACUACAGUACUGGGGACUGCUUCAUUCUAGCCUCUGACUACCUCAAUGCACUAGUACACCUUAUAGAGAUAGGAAACGGCUUGGUCACCUUCCAGCUGAGGGGGCUUGAAUUCAGAGGAACUUACUGUCAGCAACGAGAAGUAGAGGCCAUCACUGAAGGUGUAGAGGAAGACGAAGGUUUUUGUUGCUGUGAACCAGGCCACCUUCCUCACAUGCUUUCCUUUAAUGCUGCCUUUGGGCAGCGUUGGCUGGCUUGGGAAGUGCUUGUAACAAAGUAUGUUCUGGAGGGUUACAGCAUCACUGACAACAGUGCAGCUUCCAUGCUUCAAGUCUUUGAUCUCCGGAAAAUUCUCACCACUUACUAUGUGAAGGGAAUCAUCUACUAUGUCACAACAUCUCCCAAGCUAGAGGAAUGGUUAGCUAACGAGACAAUGCAGGAAGGACUGCGGCUGUGCACAGACCGCAAUUAUGUGGAUGUAGACCCAACAUUUAACCCCAAUAUUGAUGAGGAUUAUGACCACCGGCUGGCAGGGAUCUCAAGAGAGAGCUUCUGUAUGAUAUAUUUGAACUGGAUAGAAUAUUGCUGCUCUCGAAGAGAAAAGCCACUGGAUUCAAGUAAAGACUCACCCCUAGUGACAUUGUGUUAUGGACUGUGUGUUCUGGGGCGGAGAGCAUUGGGAACAGCUUCACAUCAUAUGUCUAGUAACCUGGAAUCCUUCUUGUAUGGCCUUCAUGCCCUGUUUAAGGGUGACUUCCGUAUAUCUUCAAUUAGAGAUGAAUGGAUCUUUGCUGACAUGGAAUUGCUGAGGAAAGUAGUGGUUCCUGGAAUACGGAUGUCACUGAAGCUACAUCAGGAUCACUUCACUUCUCCAGAUGAAUAUGAUGAUCCUUCUGUCCUUUAUGAAGCUAUAACAACCCAUGAAGAAAAUCUAGUUAUAGCACAUGAAGGGGACCCCGCUUGGCGGAGUGCAGUUCUUUCCAAUUCUCCGUCUCUUCUUGCUCUGCGUCACGUGAUGGAUGAUGGCACCAAUGAAUAUAAAAUCAUUAUGCUCAAUAAGCGCUAUCUCAGUUUCAGGGUCAUUAAGGUGAAUAAGGAGUGUGUGCGUGGCCUGUGGGCAGGACAGCAGCAGGAGCUUGUCUUCUUGCGUAAUCGUAAUCCAGAAAGAGGAAGCAUCCAAAACGCUAAACAAGCUCUGAGGAACAUGAUCAACUCCUCUUGUGACCAGCCAAUUGGAUACCCCAUCUAUGUCUCACCUUUGACUACUUCCUAUUCAGAUAGUCAUGAACAGCUAAAGGACAUUCUUGGUGGAGCCAUCAGCUUAGGAAACAUCAGGAACUUCAUAGUGUCUACAUGGCACAGACUAAGGAAAGGCUGUGGAGCUGGCUGCAAUAGUGGUGGAAAUAUUGAAGAUUCAGAUGCUGGAGGUGGAGCUUCUUGCACAAGUAACAAUGCAACGAUCAAUGAGUCACAGAGCAGCAUGUCACAAGGAGGAGGGAAUGCACCUACAGUACAGCACCCUCCUGUUGCAGCUCAUCCCACAACUUUUCCUGCAGCUCAUCCACCAACUCAUCCCUCCACUCUGGGCACCAGUCACAGCUCUCACUCUGUGCAGUCCAGCCUUGUCAGACAUUCCCCUGCCCGUGCCUCAGUAGCUAGCCAUUCAUCCUAUUGCUACGGCAGCCGUCAUUCAUCUCUUCGCACAUCCACAACAGGCUUUGUGCCUUGCCGGCGCUCUUCCACCAGUCAGAUAUCCCUUCGUAACCUCCCAUCAUCCAUCCAGUCCCGCCUAUCUAUGGUGAACCAAAUGGAACCUACUGGCCACACUGGGGUCAGCCUGCAGCAUGGACUGCCCUCUUCUAGCAGCUCCAGCCAAAGCAUCCCAGCCUGUAAACAGCAUGCCCUUGUGGGCUUUCUAGGGACAGAAGGAGGGAGUAAUGCAGCUGAAACUCAGUCAGGUGGCAAUGCAAGCCCUGCAAAUCAAAUGCAAGCCAAAAAGGAUGACGUUAUUUACAGAAUCCAGUUAAUGGAUCCCAGUCAAGUACUGGAAGGUAUCAACGUGUCAAAAAGGAAAGAGCUGCAGUGGCCAGAUGAGGUGAUACGGCUAAAAGCUGGAAGAAACAGCUGGAAAGACUGGAGUCCUCAGGAAGGCAUGGAAGGCCAUGUGAUUCACCGCUGGGUGCCUUGCAGCAGAGAUCCAAGUAGUCGGUCACAUAUAGAUAAAACCAUCCUGCUGGUUCAAAUUGAAGAUAAAUACGUUGCUGUUGUUGAAACUGGAGUCCUUGAACUUGGGGCUGAAGUGUAAAUCUCUUUGAGACUGAAACUUCCCCUUCUCCAAUGGUUCGGAAGAGAGAAGGGUCCAGAAGAAGCAGCUCCCAGGACAUGAAACUUUGGUCCGGUUGUAGGAAAGGACUUGAAACACAGAUUUGUCUAAGUCCCUUUCCUCAAAUAAACAAGUGUAAGAAAUUUUUUAAGUUGUUAGCUGCUGAAGAAACACUUGCAUGAAGGAUAGAUUUGUUGAGACAUAUCUUUUGUUUAUAAAUUUUGUUAUGCAUUGCGUAAUGCUUUAAAUCAACAAACUUUUCAGUUCUAAGAUCAGAGCACCUCAUAUUUUUCUAAUUGUUUUGCCAAAAAUUGCCAUGUCUUGUCACAGAGUGCGUGGAAUUCAUCCACCUUAUUUUAAUGAAAUUGACUACAAACCUUCAGUUUGGUGAAACAGUGUAAGGGUUUCAGGUGUGGCAAGAAGAGACUGAACAGAUGUAUAGAUUCUUAUUCCUUAUGAGCUAAACAUUAAUGAGAACUGCACUAAUUUUUUUACAGCAAUGCACUAAAAACAACCCUGAGAUUGCUGAGAACAUUUAUUUAUAUAUAUAAAUAUAAGUAUAUAAAAUACCAUUAUUUAAAUUGCCUUUGGGAUUAAUCCCCUCCCUCUCCAUAUACAUGUUGAUGGUAAGGGCUGUGCCAUGGGUUUGGUUCUAUGUUCUGUAUUUCGUACAAGUGCAUUUGCUGCAUCCUCUUCACAAUAAAUGGUAAAAUAACAAAUGUGUAGAAAAGCACCUGAGUAUCCCUGUACUACAUCAGACUUUAUUGUGGUGGCAGUGGUACCUCAAGCCUGUACAACACGUCUAGCUUUAAAGUGGGCCCCAGUAUGACUUUCCAUCUGUCUUCCCUUCAUGAGCCAUGGAUGCUUUGCUUCUUUACACCCAGAGCUGGCUGUGUUGUUUCACUGGCUCUUCUCUGGCAAACACGGUGGUUUUAGUUUUGUAGCGGGAGGUGCAGGUCCAUGAUUACUUCACGGAUGCUUGAAGGAUUUUUUGAUUCUAUCCAAUUUUAAAAGAAAAAGUAGCAACAACAAAACUCCCCAAACAAAACAAAAAAAGUACCAAACGAAACUUGACUUCUGCUUUUAAAGAUCUUUUAUAGAAGGCACAGCCCUAAACUUGUAUCAGUUUUACCACCUUGCCUUUUCUUUCCCUUUAGUCUUCAUUCUUUUCUAUGACUUGAAUUUUAUUUUCUGUGAUUAUAUAUUCUAUGUAAGUGUAAUUUGAGUAUUUAUAACUGUGAAGUUGAAUUAUUCAUGUGUUACAUAUCCUAGGUUUUAUUGUAUUUUUUUAAAAGUGUGUAUUCAGGGAAACAAGUAACUCAGAACUAUCAUGGGAGUGUGAGAGGGAAACUGGUUUGUUCUUGACUUGCAGUUCCUAUGACUCACUUUUCUUAAUCCGUAAGAAAAAAAUGUACCUGUUGUGAUUGUU